AGAGCGAGUGCGCGCAGUUGCCGGACGCCACCGACAGACGGGGCUGAUACGAAGGCAGGCCGAGGUUGGAGUGAGCAAGCGCGGAACGGCGCUCCUGCUGCUGGGGCAUUCUGCUUGUGGUUAACCCUCAAUCCUUGGAGGUGGAUCAGUUGUUCGGCAGACAGUUUGCUCUCACCUGGGGGUGGUGAGGAAGGAACGAGCCAUGCCUGUCUUGUCUGAAGAUUCAGGUUUGCAUGAAACCCUUGCCCUUUUGACAUCACAGUUGAGACCUGACUCAAAUCACAAGGAGGAAAUGGUGUUCUUGAGAGACAUAUUCAGUGAAAGAAGUCUCAGCUAUUUAAUGAAGAUCCAUGAAAAGCUGUGCCAUUAUGAACGGCAGAGCCCCGUCCCAGUGCUGCACAGUGCCUCAGCUCUCGCUGAAGAUGUGAUAGAAGAAUUGCAAACUGCACCGAUGAAUACUGAUGAAAAAGAACUGCUUCAGCUCCUGUCAACUCCUCAUCUCAGGGCAAUGCUGGUUGUGCAUGACACUGUUGCCCAGAAGAAUUUUGACCCCGUCCUUCCUCCUUUGCCAGACAAUAUUGAUGAUGAUUUUGAUGAGGAAUCAGUGAAAAUAGUUCGUCUAGUGAAGAAUAAAGAACCUCUGGGUGCAACGAUCAGGAGGGAUGAGCACACGGGGGCUGUGAUUGUGGCACGGAUCAUGAGAGGAGGGGCAGCGGACCGCAGUGGUCUUGUCCAUGUAGGAGAUGAACUACGAGAGGUCAAUGGGAUUGCAGUACUUCACAAACGGCCAGAGGAAAUUAGCCAGAUUUUGGCUCAGUCCCAGGGAUCGAUAACGCUGAAAAUAAUUCCAGCCAUCAAAGAAGAAGAUCGCCUGAAGGACAGCAAGGUGUUCAUGAGGGCCCUCUUCUCCUACAACCCGAAAGAGGACAAAGCCAUCCCAUGCCAGGAGGCUGGGCUGCCGUUUCAGAGAAGGCACAUCUUGGAAGUGGUGAGCCAGGACGACCCAACAUGGUGGCAGGCCAAACGUGUGGGGGACACGAACCUGCGAGCAGGGCUGAUUCCUUCUAAGCAGUUCCAAGAAAGGCGUUUGAUGUACAGAAGGACCAUUGGUGCCCUGCACAACUCAAGAAGUGUUGCAAAACCGCUGUAUGAUCAAUCUUCUGAGAAAGAAGACUGUGAUUGCGAGGGAUACUUCAAUGGACAGUAUAUAGCUGGCUUGAGACGAAGUUUCCGGCUCAGCCGAAAGGAAAAACAGAAUGGAAUGAAUGAAGCCAAGCCAGUGGAACAAACCCAGACCUCCGAACUCCUCACGUAUGAGGAAGUCACCAAAUACCAGCAGCAGCCGGGAGAGCGGAAGAGGCUGGUGGUUUUAAUUGGUUCUCUGGGGUCCCGGUUAAAUGAGCUUAAGCAGAAGGUGGUGGCCGAGAACCCUCAGGAGUAUGGCGUCGCUGUGCCACAUACUACAAGGUCCAAGAAGAGUCAUGAAAAGGAGGGCGUAGAGUACAACUUUGUUUCAAAGCAAUCGUUCGAGACCGACGUGCAGCAUAACAAGUUUGUAGAACAUGGGGAGUAUAAGGAAAAUCUCUAUGGAACAAGCCUGGAGGCAAUACAGUCUGUCAUGUCCAAAAAUAAAAUUUGCCUUGUGGAUGUCGUGCCUGAGGCCGUGAAGCACUUGAGAACAGCAGAGUUCAAGCCAUACGUUGUGUUUGUGAAGCCUCUUGUCUUGGAAAAGAAAAAGAAUGCACAGAUGUCUCUAUUGACAGAAGAAAUAUUUGUCCCGCUUGAUGAGGAGCAGCAAGAAAUGGUGAACUCAGCUGCCUUCAUUGAAGAGCAGUACGGUCAUCUGAUUGACACUGUGCUGGUGAAGGAAGAUCUACAUAGUGCCUGCAGCCAGUUGAAGACCAUAUUGGAGAAACUGAGCACAGACUCUUUCUGGGUGCCAGUCUCGUGGGUCAGGCCCUAGUCAGCCAUGCUGUGCCAGAGAGCGAGAGCAAGAGAGAGUGAGGAGAGAAACCUGUUCAAAAUUUGCUGUAAAUAGAAAGGAUGUUCAAGCAGGGAAAAUGCCCACUGAAGUAGCCAGUUUGUUUGGAAAGCAGGAAAGAGAAUCUUCUUUCAUCUGGGGACAUAUUCUGAUGUAACCGUUUUUCUCCUCAGGAAUGGAAAGCAUUGCAGUGGAAUGAAAAAUCAACGCAGGAGGCAGUCUAGAGACAUAUGUGCCAUUGGACAAUAGUUUCAUCUCAGAUUCUGUUAUCUGCGUAGAAGCUUUUAAAUUUGUGAUAGGCCCAAAAUGUGACUUGACUUGGGAAAAUGUCACAAACUUUAUGGUAUAUGUGGACUUUGCUAAUUCUAAGAUUCCAGUGAUCGACAGUAAAUGAAAGAUACAUUUAGUUAUAUGGUUACACUUCCAAGUUGGAAUAAGUAACUCCUUUUUUAAAGAACGUGUUGGUCAAACAGAUUCAGAAGAAUAGUGAUAUCAGAUGGUGACAGUUCAUUCUUUUGCAAAAGAGAAGACUUUCAGGGCAAAUCAGUAAGAUUUUUAAGUUUUUUUGUCCUGAGCAUUAAUCACAGUAUAGCAAAUUAUAUUUGGAGCCUUCAAAGACCUCUGGGAACUUUUUCCUUUUAUAUCUGCAUGUUGCCCUAAAUCAGCCUUUCCAAACUGGUGCCCUUCAGAUGUGUUGCACUACAACUCCAAUUAUCCCCAGCUCAUCUGGACAGUGUCUGCUUGGGAAGACUCUCCCAAAUAACAUGCUGAAUCAUGUGCAUUAUGCUUUGAAAACUUUCCCUCAUUUUACUCAAAUAGCCAGAAACACCAAUUAUGCAACUAGCUGGGUGAUGUCUGAUACCAACUCUGCUCUCUCAUUUGCACAAGAUUUGAGCAACGCCUAAACAUUUGGAGGCAUUUGUAAAGGACAAUUCCCACUCCACUUGGAAUUCUGUUUAGACAAUUGGUCUGAAUUUUUAAAAGUGGUUUGAGGGACUUGCCAUGAGGGAAACUGAAGGAAAAU
Molecule: messenger RNA, 3005 nt
Organism: Varanus komodoensis (Komodo dragon)
Lineage: Eukaryota; Metazoa; Chordata; Lepidosauria; Squamata; Varanidae
Gene: MPP3
Product: MAGUK p55 scaffold protein 3
Exons: 19
Coding region: 203-1963 (586 amino acids)
Cellular component (GO): cell-cell junction; plasma membrane
Molecular function (GO): protein binding
Source: RefSeq, a predicted model, not a curated record